AUGUCGGCCCAGAGCUCAGAUUUUGAGAGCAAGAGAGCCGAGACAGAAGCAAGCGAUCCGACAAGCUUGACUACCAACGGCGAGCACUCUGCAACCGACAGCAUUCGGGAGAAGCAAGAUGACGCCGUAACCUUGCCUGCUAGUGACAGGGCCGGGCCCGAACCUGAAUACGCGACAGGCUUACGUCUUGUCCUCAUUAUGGUCACCAUCUUCAUGAGCACUUUCCUCAUCUCCUUGGAAAUUGGCAUCAUCGCCACCGCAAUUCCAGGUAUCACCGACGACUUCCACCGACUCGACGACGCCGGAUGGUAUGGAAGCGCCACUUUCAUCCUCGCCGGCUCCGCCUCGCCAAUGUGGGGCAAAGCAUACAAGUACCUCAAUGUCAAGUUUGUUUACCUUACCUCUGUGGCGUUGUUCUUGAUUGGGAGCGUUGUGGCCGCAGCGGCUCCGAAUAGCGUUUCCGUGAUCAUCGGUCGAGCCCUUCAAGGCUUUGGAGCCUCUGGUACUCUGAGCGGUUCGGUUCUGGUCAUCAACUACGUCGCCCAGCCUAAGAGACGUCCUGUGCUGAUCGGUAGCUGGAUGGGCGUCUUCAUGACAUCGACUAUCCUGGGGCCCCUGAUCGGCGGGGCCUUCACGAGCGGAGUCUCCUGGCGAUGGUGUUUCUGGAUCAACCUACCGCUCGGAGGCCCCAUCGUCGUCCUGUUGGUGCUCUUCUUGAAGGUACCGAAACAUAUAAAGCCUGUCCCAGCGACGUGGAAAGAGAUCAUCCUACAGCUCGAUCUUCCAGGCUUCGGCUUGUUACUCGCCUCGCUCAUUUGCUUUACCUUGGCCCUGCAGCGGGGUGGGCAGACCAAAGCAUGGAACGAAGGCUCUGUAAUCGCCACCUUGGUCCUUUGGGUUUCCUUGCUUAUCGUCUUCUUCAUCGUCGAAUGGCUCCAGGGCGCACGCGCCAUGAUUCCACUGAGGCUGCUGAAACCGCGUGUGGUAUGGAGCAACGCCCUGUACUGCUACAUCUCCAAUGUCGCUGACUUCCAGGUCAUCUUCUAUCUCCCCAUCUAUUUCCAGUCCAUCCACGGCCAGUCAGCCAUCACAAGCGGCGUCAACAGCCUUCCCUUCUUGGCCUUUUUUGCUCUGGGAGCCAUGGUCAGUGGCGCUGUCAUCGGCAAGACAGGGUUCCUGCAGCCCUACCAGCUAAUCAGCGCACUCUUGAUGGUCGCUGGCACGGCCCUGCUCUACACUAUGGACGUCGACUCCUCCAAAGCUCGAUACAUCGGCCCUCAAGUCCUCUUCGGAUUCGGUCUCGGCCUCGGUAACCAGAUCCCCAUGACGGCUGUGCAGGGUUUCUCGAAGCCCGAAGACGUGGCAAACUCCACUGGUGUCAUGCUCAUGUGCCAAUCCAUCAGUGGCGCCUACUUCAUCGCGGUGGCGCAGUCCCUCUUUGCCAACCGCAUGCUACGGGCGCUCGCGAACACUGCCCCAAAUAUCAACGCUAUUACGGUUAUAAAUACUGGUGCAUCCGAGAUCCAGCAUGUUUUCAAGGGUGGAGAUCUGGCUGCUGUGCGCGGCGCUUAUAUGGUUGGGAUCAAAGACGUCUUUGCGUUUUCGCUGGCUGGCUCGGCGGUCACUGUGCUCAUAUCCCUUGUGAUUCCGUUUAGGAAACUUCCCAGUCAUGAGAGCAAGAAGACGGAGGAAAAGGUUGCGACUGUUUAGGUCCACCGCUGGUUACCGCGGAAAAAACUGAGGAUCUGGCGAUUGAGGAAAGGAGAGGGACGAUAUUGCAGAUACGGGUUUGAAGACUAUAACGCUGCUACAAUGCGAGGCAGAGUAGGAAUGCUGUCUCAGAACCUG
Molecule: messenger RNA, 1848 nt
Organism: Mytilinidion resinicola
Lineage: Eukaryota; Fungi; Ascomycota; Dothideomycetes; Mytilinidiales; Mytilinidiaceae
Product: MFS gliotoxin efflux transporter glia
Exons: 3
Coding region: 1-1710 (569 amino acids)
Biological process (GO): transmembrane transport
Molecular function (GO): transmembrane transporter activity
Source: RefSeq, a predicted model, not a curated record